Cryphonectria parasitica EP155 is the source of this 474-nucleotide messenger RNA. RefSeq lists its product as uncharacterized. The transcript has a single exon. The coding region runs from base 1 to 474 and encodes 157 amino acids. Lineage: Eukaryota; Fungi; Ascomycota; Sordariomycetes; Diaporthales; Cryphonectriaceae. The record is from RefSeq and is a predicted model, not a curated record.
AUGUUAGAUUUGAAACAUCAGUGUGUGGUCAGCACGACUUUCCUCGGCAAGGAAUAUGCCACAGUUCGUUACGUCUGGGGCAUGGUUGCAUUCCCCAAGUUGAUCAGACAGAACGUGGCAGCCCUCAGCAGACCUGGCGCACUGAAUCCACAUAAUCCGAAUCUUGCAGUACAUAGGGUUGUGAAGGAUGCUAUGAUCUUGGCCAAGUCCCUUGGGCUUCGGUAUAUCUGGGUUGAUAGUCUGUGCAUUGUUCAGGACGAGGAACACGAUUGGGAGUAUAUGGUCCCACUGAUGGAUCGCAUUUAUGGAAGCGGUGUUGUCAAUAUUUGUGCUGCUGCCGGCCAAGACUGCUCAGCCGGACUGCCUGGAACACCAUUGAACACUCGCGGUGCCGUGCAGCCAGUGAUCACUCUCUUUGAGAUGAAGUUGUUGGCCGUAAGGGCGAUCGAGGACGUCAUCCGGCGGUCGGCAUGA